This is a messenger RNA of Polychytrium aggregatum, 672 nucleotides long. RefSeq lists its product as uncharacterized. Lineage: Eukaryota; Fungi; Chytridiomycota; Chytridiomycetes; Polychytriales. The transcript has 2 exons. The record is from RefSeq and is a predicted model, not a curated record. The coding region runs from base 1 to 672 and encodes 223 amino acids.
AUGAGUUCUGCCUUGAUGUACAUUUUCAUUAUCGCUACCAUCGCGGGUGUCCUGUUCUACCAGUCUUAUGCCCAGCAGGCGGCCACCACAACCGAAACGUUCUCGCCGCUGGCAGCGUGGGCUCCAGCGGCGCCUGCCCCGGAUGCCUCUGGUCCGGAUGCGGCCACCAUUCCUUCCAUCGACCAAGUCCAAUCUCAGGGCCUCCAAACCGGCGUCUCUACCGCUCUACUCGACCACCCCGACGACCCAGCCUUCCAGCAGAACUUUUUGUUCAACCAGUUCUCGUCCGGCAUCACUCUCAGCCAGCCCAAGAAGUGGAACAACAAUGACAUUCGCGGCUCGCUUCCCCCGCCCCAGAAUGUCGUCAGCCCGUGGCUCCAAAGUACUACCGAACCCGAUAUGCUCAGGAAGCGCCUUGAGGUGAGCCGAUUCAGCAAGCUGUAUGCCCAUGAUCCCUACUCGAUCGUCUACCAGACCGUGGACGUCCCUGUCCGUGAUUUGAUUGCACCCAAGGUCUUUACUCCCGUCUCUGGCUCGACCGUCCAGCUUACCAAUGCUCGCGCACUGGUCACUCCUCUGGCACCUUGGCCGCUCUCACCAUCGCCCUUCCCCAGUACCCUGUCGAUGGCCAGAUUCAGAACGUCACUAUCACCCAGUCGAUCACUGCCCUGA